This is a messenger RNA of Stegodyphus dumicola, 11470 nucleotides long. It is a transcript of the gene Pcif1, whose product is annotated as Phosphorylated CTD-interacting factor 1. Gene Ontology annotation, cellular component: nucleus. Lineage: Eukaryota; Metazoa; Arthropoda; Arachnida; Araneae; Eresidae. Gene Ontology annotation, molecular function: RNA polymerase II C-terminal domain binding; mRNA (2'-O-methyladenosine-N6-)-methyltransferase activity. The record is from RefSeq and is a predicted model, not a curated record.
CGCAUCGGAAGGGAGGUCUAGGCAGAUUUCGGCUUUAAAUAUCAUGAAUGAAAUAUUCACAGCCAAGGUUUUUAACACCUGAAGAACUUUAUAUGCAUUUUAAAUUGUUUGAACUUGUGUAUAGUGAUCUAUUGAAGCUGAUUUUUGUGCAAGAUACUUUCCAAAUGUUUGAAUUAUUGUCGGUAUUGCACGUGCGUUUGUGUACAUUUUGAUAGACGUUCAAGUGAAAGCAUUUCGGGUGUUUAAAAACUGUGAAUAAAAAAUGAAAUAUGAUAUAUUAAAUGCCCCUGAUAACUUCUUCUGAAGUACUCUGCAGUUUUGAAUCUGAUAUUAUGAGAAAUAUUUAUUGAUAAUCAUUAUAGUCGAUAUAACUUAGAGCUGUCAAGUUUAUGUUGAUGAUACCAUGAAUGUUAUGCUGCGUAAAGUAUUGAGUGCAGUUGCUAAAGAAGAGAAUUAUUACUUCGAUGUCAUAAAAGCUUAAAUCCUAGAUUUUCCCUGAAGCGCACUGAAAACAUCAUCUUUAUUUCAAGAAUAACACAAGAUUCAUUCUUAAAUGAUGAUUCUAGUCAGUCAUAAAGCCACCAUCAAGGUGUUGUUUUAAAAGAUGACAACAGUCCCUGUUACUAGAAACCAUUCAUUGGAUGAGGAGGAGCUGCGUAAUCAUGGAGCAAACAGGAUAUUAGAAUUGGGUGAACACAAAUUUAAUGAAGGUCACCCUGACUGGAUUGAUUCACCAACACCUGAUAUAAAACCUGUUUCAGUUAUAUCAUCACCUGUACUUCGUCGGCACAAUUCUGUUCCAGCAGAAAUGCCUAGUGCUUCUCAUGUGAACUCUGUGCCUUCACCCCAGAGUAUUCAAGGGCCUCUCAUGUCACCGAAUCAGUAUGGGUCAAAUGAUCCUGUGCAUGAUCUUCCUCCAGAAUUACUACAGGCUGGUUGGCGGAAGUUCUGGAGUCGACGAGAAAACAGGCCAUAUUUUUUCAACAAAGUGACAAAUGAAUCUCUGUGGGAAAUGCCCAGACUUGGACAUUAUGAUCCUUCUACUGAUCCUCUGGGCAUACAAAUGUCUCCUCCUGCUGGAGAACCUCACACACCUGUAACACCAGUCAUGCAUCCUCCUCCAUUUGUUCGUGUCGGUGAAAAAAGACGUGCAUCUGAUGAUGGUAUUUUACCAAGUACAAAGAAGUUCUUUUUAAGUGGUUGUUGGGACUUAGAAGUGCCAACAAAUGUUGUCAUUUGGGAGCGUUCUCCUUCUCUUUUACCACCACCGCACCCUGAAAUUGAACAAUAUCGAGCACAUCUAGUUAUAAAAUUAAGACAGCAGUAUCAAGAGAUGUGUCAUUCAAGGGAAGGUAUUGAUGCACCUAAAGAAUCUUUAAACAGAUGGUUUAUGGAAAGAAAAAUUAUUGAUAGGGGCUCUGAUCCCCUUCUUCCAUCCAAUUGUUAUCCAGAAAUAUCCCAGUCGAUGUUUCGGGAAAUAAUGAAUGAUAUUCCUAUCAAACUUGUUAGACCAAAGUUUUCCGGUGAUGCACGAAAGCAACUCUCAAAGUACGCUGAAGCGGCUAAGAAAAUGAUUGAAUCUAGAAAUAUUUCUCCUGAAAGUCGAAAAAUUGUGAAAUGGAAUGCAGAAGAUGCCUUUCAGUGGAUAAGGAAGACACUUAAUGCAACAUUUGAUGAUUAUCUGGAAAGGUUAGCUCAUUUGAAGCAACAGUGUCAGCCUCAUCUUGUUGAAGCUGCAAAAGAUUCAGUUGAAGCCAUCUGUGCAAAAAUUUAUAAUUUGUCAUGUGAUUAUGCAAAAAAGAUUCGAGAUAAGCAUUGGGCACUCUUCAGACAGCAUGGAAUUGAAGAAAUUACCAGUCCAUUGCAAGUUAGCAUUCACAAGAAAGUUUAUUGUUAUCCUGUACAAUUUGCUAUUUCAUCCCCACAUUUGCCUACUGUCCAACUUCAUACAGAAAAAGAACACACACUUUUACGUUUCAAAGGAGAUGUUGUUAGAAUUAGCACUGUUUUUUUCCAAAAACUGGAACAUUUGUAUCGUUUAAACUGUUCUGAUGACAGGAAAUUUGAAAAUUUUCUUGCUCGUGUUUGGUGCAUGCUGAAGCGCUAUCAAGCAUUUUCUGGUAUCAGUCAUAACGAGGGCCAUGGAAUUCAAGGUUCAUUGUCUGUGGCUGUGUUUGAUUGUUUGCAUAAACAUUUUGGUGUAUCAUUUGAAUGUUUUGCUUCACCUUUGAAUUGUUACUUCAGACAAUACUGUUCUGCUUUCCCUGACACAGACAGCUACUUUGGUUCUCGAGGACCGAUUCUGAGUUUUUAUCCAGUUAGUGGAUCAUUUGAAGCCAAUCCACCUUAUUGUGAAGAGCUGUUAGAAGCAUCUUUUUUACAUUUUGAGAAAUUAUUAUCCAGCUCUCAAGAACCACUUUCUUUUAUUGUCUUCAUACCAGAAUGCAGAGAUCCUGUGCCAUCUUUCCUUUCUAAAAUAGAAGCUAGCAGGUUUAAGAGGAAACAACUUUUAAUUCCUGCAUAUGAUCAUGAAUAUCGUCAUGGAUUUCAACAUGUUAUUCCAAAGUCUGAGAUAUGUCAAAGAUCUGUUCAUGGUACUCAAGUAUUUUUCUUACAAAAUGAUUCUGGGUAUGCAAGAUGGGGACCAACUCCAGAAAGAAUUGAAGCACUGUUAGAAGCUUUCAAACUUGGAAAAGACAAGGAUCGAGAGCAAAACAUGACCCCAGCUACCCCUACUCCAUCGCAGGGACCAUCCUCCACCCCUACUGCACAAACUCCCGAACAAGGACAGUCUAAUGCCAAUACCAAAUUGACAACAGCACAGACUUGUACCAAUCCAGGAAGAAAUAAUUCUGAUUCUGCAAGUAAUCUGAAUCAUUCUUUGUAAUUUUAAAAAUGUUAAAUGGCAUUUUUUAUCUUGCAUUUUAAGUAGAUGAUCAUGAAGGCAGUUUUGCAUUCAAAAAAUGUUUUUAAUUCCUGUUUAAAAUUUUUUUUUUGACAAAAUCAAAAAUAAAUGUUUUUUUAAAAGAUAUUAUAUUAAAUUUAUGGAAUACUCUUCUUUAUCAAAAAGGUACUUUAAAAAAAUGAGAUUUUAGCCUUUAUAAUAUUACUAUUUUAAUAUGAUUACAGUUUUUGUUGUGAAUUCAUUUAUUGAUAUGUAAAGUUACUUAUUUUAAAAUACAUUUAUUCUUUCAUAAAUAGUCAUUUGAUAUAGAUUCCCGAAAGUUAUUUCUAACUGAAUUUAGUAACAGUAUGGUUACAUAUUUAUAAUUAGGCCAUUUGUGAAGUGAAUCAUAGAAAAUAAUUUAUUUUUUGUUUAAGUUGUAUGAAAAUUUAUGUUUAAACUGAAGUUAAAUAAUUAUGAAAGUGAUUCUUACCCCUGUGUUGUUUUUGAUUAAGUAAUAAAAUUGUAAUCUUAAUAUCAAAAAAGAAGUAAAAAAAAUUGCAUUGCAAGAUUAAUAUUAUAUUCUCCCUUUUCUACAUCAUGAGCAAAUCUGUAUUGAAGAUUCUGACUUGCUGCACCUUUAACAGUAAUACUGUUUUGUUGAUUGGUGCUAAUUAUUAAAUGGUAUCAGCCUUUCUUCUUAUGAAACUGGUGUCUAACGAAACAAAAAUUCAAAUAAUAUAUAAUUUUCUUGUACAGAAUUUGUUGAUAUGCUUGUUAUUAGCAUUAUUUUUAUUAUUUGCCAGUAGUAAAUGUCUUUUUAAGUCAAGAUGCAUGAAAUCGCCCAUCUUUGUUUGAACUGCAGUAUAUGCAGAUAGCAUAUUUUUAUCUGUAUGUUCUCAGUAGACUUGGAAGAUUUUCAGAUUAAUAAGGCGUAAUGUCUGUGCGGACUUUUGUGUUAAAUGUCUUUUAUUUUAAUGUAAUUUUGCUAUUGAGAAAAUAUUUGUUUUCAUUUUGACAAAAUUAUACUUUCACAAAAAUAAUUCAUUUUUCAUUUAGUUUUAUUUCUGUGCAGAUUUAUUUAUCUUAGAAAUUUUCAAAUUUAGAUUUCAGAAUACUGAAAGUGCAAGCAGAUUUUUGUGUUUGCUCAAAUGUUCCAUACAUGGAUAGAUCCAAAAGUUUCCAGCCUGAUAUACAUUAAAAAAAAUAGAGAAAGUUUUAAUAAUGUAUUUUUUAGCAUGAUUUCUUUGUACCAUGAUGAAUUUUUCACAUUUAAUGAGUGACUUUUGCAUUUGAAGGUUUGCCCAUAAAAUACUGUGUAACUGCUCUUUUCACCCCAUCAUCAUCAUUAGAUCACUUUCCAUGAAAAUUAGAUUUUAGUUCAGAAUACAGGUAAUAAUCACUUCGGGCUGUAAAGGGGGAGGGUCAAACUCCUUAAGCCCCAAAGUUCUGUAUUUGAAUUGCAUUGACACAUUCCUGUUUUUGAAUUGCUAAAAGAAGUUGGAGUAUCCAUCUUGCAGAGAUUUUAUUUUUGAAGAAAGCACACAACAGUGGUUUUAGAUAGAUCCAAUCUUGCUGCUCUUACUCAUAUUUGUUUCUAGACAUGAAUAGUAUUUUCUGAUGUCAAUGCUUCUUAUGGUCUACCUUCAUGAGAAUCAUCAUUUAUAGAUUCUCAGCCCAUGCGGAAUUGUUUUACAUAUUAUUUCACCAUAACAAGGGGAAGAGUGAACAUAUGUACCAUCUAAGCUUUUUUUUUUUUUUAUUUCUUUGGGAUUAAGGGCUUCAUUAGUAAAAAAUUUAAUAUCAGAAUGAUACUCAAUUUUAACCCUUUUGGAAUGGGUGUGUCAUAUAUGCAUCAGCUGUCAAAUGUAUCACAGAGCCAGAUGUGUCAUAUCUGAAUCACCAUUUAAAUGCUUUGUUAGGAGAGUAUCCCAUAUAUGAAGUUUUAGAUAGAACGUUUAAUUUGUAUCUUCUUCCCCCCACUAGAUGUAGCCAUAUGUCUGUUGUGGUGAAAUUUAUCCAGAGUUGAGAGUGCUGAGCUUCAUUUCAUGGGUUUUUUUUAAUUUUAUUUUUGGUAUUUGUAUUGGAAUCAGAGGGAAAACAGGGAUUGAGUAAUAUAAAAAAACAGCUGGCUAUGAACUGUCUCAGCUGAUAUAAAGACAUGGGAGAAGUUUUCGGCCUCUGAACACUUUUUUGUUUAUAUAUUUGGUGAUAUGGGAAUAUAUGUCCUAUCGAUUUAGAGGUUUUAAUCAUUCCUCUUUGCAUUUGACUAGAGUUGAGGUAAAUAUUUUAUAUAUAGUUUAGUGAGACAUGUUUUGUACUUCAAAUGGCAAGGAAAAUAUCAUGAAGUUUUCAAAUUAACUCUGGCAACUACUUGAAUGUUCCUCUCAUAAUGUGCCAUAAAAAUUAGAGGAAUUAGAUCACAAGUUUAACUUACACAAUUUUUUUUCCAAAGUUAGGCUUUGCCAUGUAAAUUACCAACCCCAGCAGUGCACCUUAUAAGCAUGCCAUCCCAAGAGACCCAUCAAUGACUGAAGCACCCAUAUUGAAAGAUUUAAACAUUUCAGAACGGACUAACACAUCUCUUCAUUUAGUAAAAAGUCUCUCCCCCCCCAAAAAAAAAUGAUGCAGAGAUGAUUUCUCUUACAAAAAUUUCAGAUUUAAAUGCUUUGCCACUAUUCUAGGGGAAUUUGUUGCCAAACAUUUUUUUAUAUGCAAGGCUGGAAACUUUUAAUCUACUUCUUUAAUGUGUUGUACAUUUUAAUGUAAAUGAAAUGUUUAAUAUAAGUUUGUAUUCAGUUUUAAUUUUUGAAUAAUUGCAGGUAUAUGCCCAACCUUUUUUAAUGUGCUGUUUAAAAAUUACUCUGUAUAAAUAUACCAUUAUAGCAAGUUUUCUUUUAACCCAUAGAUGCUAUCUCAGAUAAAUUUUCAGUCCAUGCAGAUUUGGGUUUAAUUUUAUUUUUUAAAAAAAUGUAACCUGGCAGCACUAAUUUCUGAGCAUUUAUUCACAUCAUGAUUAGUGACUAUAUUGUCCUGAAACAGUCAAUUAAAUCUGUGUUUUGCUAUUAUCAUAAUCGAAAAACUAAUUCAAGGUGAUAUGUGUUUCAUAAUUCCUAAGAUUUUUAAAAGUUAUGCAAAAAUUUUUAACUAGAUUUUGAGCUUUAACAUUACAAUAUUUGCAAGAAAUAAAUUUAUUCAUUGUAACUAAUGCAGUAUUAUUCAUUACAGCUAUAAACAGUAACUUCUGUACUUUUCAUCCAAUAUUCAGUGAUAAUGAAACAUUUAUUUGCAUUUGUUCAACUUUUGAAAUUACAGCCAUAAAUAUUUUUGUUGUUGUUUUUGUUUCCUGUUUCAUAUAUCGUGCUGUUCAGGCAAUUAGUAUUCACGUGGCCUGACAAUUUCCUGCAUUACGUAGAAUCUGAGGCUUGGCAAAACAAUAGAGCUCGGAGAUAUUACCAUUAAACUUUAUGUAAUAAAUCUUUAUCUUUUCUAAUUAAAAUCAUGCAUUGUUACAUCAGAGAACUUUUAUCAUUAUAUCAGGUCAUUUGUAUCCUAUGAGGCUCUGUUUCACAGCCCACCAGCAGUUGAGUGGGUGUGAUUGCUAAAUCCAGUGUCAAGCAUCCCCUCUCAAAUUUAAAAAAAAAAAAAUAAUAAUAAAUAAAUAAAAAAAUAAUAAAAAAAGGGGGGAAUGAAAUUUCAUACGUGUUAACAUUGAGGGGAUUUACUUUGAUAAUAGCUUUAAAAGUUUUAUGAUACAUGAAUAUAUAUGUAUAUAAUUACCUAUUGUUGAUAAACUUUCCAUUAAUAAUAUUUAAAAAAAUGCUUUUGAUAAAAUAGAACAGAGAUCAGUGAUAUUUUUGAAUGCUAGAUAAUAUGAUUAGCUAUCUUCAAAAAUUGAUUUUGUAAUUACCCGCUUUAUUACACAAUUCUUUUAAUUCAGCCAUGUGACAAAUAUUCAGUUGAAACUCAUGACUUAUUGUUUGCUUAUGUUAUCAAUGUGCCAUUUAGCUAGUUUGGCUGACACAGUUUUUUAGCUCUCAUGCAAAAUUCUGUUUAUUGGUUAUGGUUGUAUAAUUUUCUUAAAAAUAAAAAAAGAAAGAAAGCUUUUAUGUGUAUUUUGUGCUUUAUUAGUUUGUGUUGAACUGUAUAUAUUUAUAUUAUCAAAGUUUAAAUUGUUUUAACUGAAUGUAAAGUGUUCAUCAGUUUUCCCUCCCCUCAUUUUUUUUUUUUUUUUUUUUUUUUUUUUUUUUUUUUUUUUUCUUACCUUGUAGAGUUUACUGAUUGUAAAGUAGUUUCUAUUCAAAAUCAUAUUAUAUGCAUUGUAUUAUAUUUGUGAGGCACACUCACAUUGAAACCAUGCCAUUGUGUAAAAAUUUGCUCAUUCUUACUAUCCAUCCUCUCUAGCACAAUAUAUUUAUAAUACAUGUGUCUGGUACUUUUUUGUUUCCAUUCAUAUUAUAUAGUUGAUUUUAAUGCUAUAUUAUCUUUCCUCUUAUUUUAAGUAUGUAGAAUAGUUUUGUUAAUGUAAAUAUGUAUAUUGGUUAUAGAGUAUAAAAUUGGUUUGAAAUAUAAAUUUCGCCAAUGAUUUUAGUAAACACUUUUAUGUAUGAAUCAUCUCUUUGUAGAUUUUAAAUUUGUUUCUUAAAUUGGCAACAAUUUUAAUGUAUAUUGUUCAGACUUUUGUCAAAUUGAGACUCUUAUAAUGAUCCAAUUUUUCAAUUAAAAGUUUCUACUUAUUAUAUAAAGUGAUUUUGCUGCUUACAGUAGUAAUUUCAUAUAUUCCUUCAAAUUCAGAAUGUGCAUAUAAUAUAUAUAUAUAGCCAUCUUUUGAUUUAUAAAUAUAUGCACUUUUCUAAAUAUGCCUCCUCCAAAGAAAAAUGAAAUAAUCAAAUUAAUAAUAAAGUAUAUUAUCAUUAGUUUAGAGCUUUUUUUCAAUAAAUUUCUGUUACAAAUUUGCAUGCAGUCAUACUUCAGAAAAAGCUCUAGUCUCUCCACUCCCAUUGUUUUACUGAUAACAGUCUUGUGAUAAGAACUGAUUUUAAUCAUCAAUCUGCCACAAAUUAGUACUUCAUUGUAAAUUUAAUGCUUCAUGAUGAACAUUUUCUUCCUUUUUGUUAAAAGUAAUGUAAUAUUUAUAAAUCAAGAGAAGGCUAUAAAUAUAUAAGCCAAAAGUUAUUUUUUGAUCAAAAGUAUGAAAGAAAAUAAAAAAAUAUAAAAAAGAAAUUUGAAUAGGGCAUUGGUUAUAUGUUACUAAACACUUAGUUGAUGUAACACAUAUAAUGAUUUAAAAUGGUAAAUGUGUCUUCAUUGUAAAUAUCUUUCACACUGAACAUCUCGAGACAUAUAUAUUUCUGUAUAUUUUCUUACAGAACACAUUAUAUGUUGAAUGAAAUAUUGUACUUUAUCACAGCAUUUUAGAAAGGUCAGCGGUGGAUUAUUUUAGUUUUUUUUUUUUUUUUUUUUUUUUUUUUUGGAGGGGGGUAGUACUUUUGCUGUUCCAUAUUGGCUAACAUGCCAUCCAUGAACUUUUGCUAUGCUUCUGUGUAAUUUAAUGUAUUAAAAUUUUAUUUGUUCCAAUAACUCUGUGGUCAUAAAAAAAAAGUUUUUUAUUGAUCAAGCUGAGCUUUUUUAGUCCUAUGCAAAUAGGUUUUACGAAAUAUUUUUUUAUUGAUUGAUGCUACCUUAUAUGCUCAUGCAUUUUAAAAAAAGAUUCGUAACUUUGAUGUAGGGUAUAACGUUAUGUUAUAAGUGAAAUUAUGAUUUAAGCAUUUCAAAAUCGUAAAUAGCAUCUGUAAUUUUAAGUUUUAAUACAUAUGUAGGGUGUAUGUAGUAAACACACUGUAAUUUUUAAACUACUGUUUUGUAAUAACUUAAGAUAAUCUGGAAAGGCAAAUUAUUACAUUCACCAUGAUAAAAAUAUGCUGAGUAGUAAGUAACGUAAUAGAAAUGGUAGUGUGCAAUUAAUGCAUUUAAUUAUCACACUAAAAUGUUAUACUUUUGCCAGUGAAUCAUUGUUAAGGCUAGUGAAUAUAUAUAUUUGAUAUAUAAUUUAAUAAUUAAUACAUAUUUGUGUGUCUUGGAUACCAAGAACUGUAAAAGGCAGAUGUUUUCAUGAUGUUACUGAAAUUUAAUCUGUUGCUUAAAAUUGUUUUUUGAAUUUGUGAAAAUGACUUUGUGUCAAAGAAAACUGCAGUUAGUAUUUUGAGACUUCUGGAAAUUUAUUGAAAUAUGUUAUGCAAUAAGCAUUUUACUCACUUAAUUAUUAUAUCACAGUUUUAUUUAGUCAUUUGCAUGAACAUUCAAUAUAUUUUGUAAAAAUAUCUAUAUACAUAUAUAUUUACUAUAUAAUAUAAUCAAUAUUAUUUUAGUAAAUAAAUUAUUAUUAACUUACUUUACAGCAAUUGUGCAAGUAGUAGAUAAACUUGUUUUUGCACUAAAUGAAUUUAAGAUCAUACAACCAUUUGAUAUAUACAUAUAUAUAUAUACUUUGUGUGAGAGAGAUUAAAAACAAAUUCAUUGAGCAUUUCUGUGAAAUUUUGCCAUUAGCAUAUUAAAAAAAAGAUCUCUUAAAUCCACCGCUGGAUAAUGAUAUUCGUAUGUUGUAUCAGGACUGUUUGUUAUUUGUCUUUUCUUUUUUAUUAUGUUUUUUUUUAAAGAUUUUUGUAUGAUAAAGCAUAUAUCUAAAUGAUAUGUAAGCAUAUAUUAAUCAUUGAAAUUAUUACUAUCUGCUUAUGAAAUUUUAUUAGAAUCAGAGUAAAAUAAGAGUGAAAGUUCAUUCAUUCUUGAAUGAUCUCAUAUUUUAAGUACUGCAAUGUGUGAAAUCCAUCAUUCUUUUUUAUUGUACAUUUAAAAAAAUAUUUUAAAUUAUGUUUUACUAAUUUUAAGGCAUGUGCGGACUUCUGAAAGAUCUUUUGAUUUACAUUUUAAUGUCUAAAAUUAUUUUUAUUCAUCUCUUAUUUAAAGAAAGAAGUGAUUCCUGUUAUAUACUUUUUAAAAGACUAUGUUAUCUUUGUAUAUUUAUGCAAAAAAACAUUUUUGUAACUGUGCCAUUCUUUAUAUAGCUAUGAUAUUUGUCUAUAUUUAAAAUAAUAUUCAGAGUUCCAAGAAAAGUAUGUAUGUAAAUAAUUAGACUGUAUAGUGAUUAAUCAUAAUGAAUCACUGCCAGUUUUUAUGUAGGUUUUAGCAGAAAAUUAUCUUUUUUGUUCUUGGCAAGUAUCAGAAGCAAUGGAAUAUGUAGUUCAUAACACCUCAAAUCAGAAAUGUAUAACACCUAAAUUCACACAUUAAAUUUUUUAUCACUGUAUGCUUCAGAUAAAUUACUUACAUCCCAUUAAAAUAGUGCAUGGCUUUUUUUAUUAUUAUUUGGAGGGGGGGUUGAAUCUGUCACAUACAUAAUUUGGUUUGUUUUUAUUCAUUAUAAUACAAAGUGAUUAAAUCUGAAAGCUUUUGAGCUUGUGCUUCUUGUAGUUAAAAAAAAAAAAAAAAUUUCCAGCUAGCAAAAUUAAAAAAGAAAAACAUUGAAAAAAGACAUUAUUUUACUCAUUUUUGCUCAUUAGUUGUUUUUUUAUUGGUAACUGAAAUUGUUAAUUUUAGUAAAAUGUAAUCUUAAAGUGAUUGAAGACAGAUGAAAUUUUUUAUGGUUUUUCAUUGCUGCACUUAACAAAAAUGUAUUAUUUGAAAAGAAAUUGUACAUGCCUUAUAAUAGUGAUCUUACUGCAGUUUUUAUGUAGUUUCAAUGCAAGCAUUCCUAAUAUUCUUAAAAGAGGGUAAAUUUUGUGCUACAGUUUUUCAGCCCUCCCCACCUUUUUUUAAUACUUUGCAUGUAGAUUAAAUGUUGUAUACAAAAGGUAUUGCAAAAAUAUUUUAAAAUGGAUGAAAAAAAAAUGAAAAUCAAACACAUAUACAGACUGGUUGUAUUUUUAUAUCUUGAAAGUUUUACUUUCCCAGUUUUAAAGUCUGCACUUGUUAGUGAAACAUUUAAAAGAAUUGUUGUCACAUUUGCAGUGCUUACGGAUUAUUUAUGCAUCUCAACAAGUACUCAGUUUCUCUCUCUUUUUUUAUUUUUGUUACAUAUUCAGAAAAUUAAUAUUCAAAGAAAAUGUAUUUUUAAUUACCUUUAAUUUAUAUAGAUAUCUAAGGGCAUAAAAGAAAUAUGUUGUUAAAUAAAUGAAUACUCUAUUGUCUUAGCAUUUAUAUAUAUAAAUGAUUUAAUGCACUUAUUCAUUAGCAUAUAAAUGUUAUGCACAUAUUAAAAUGUGAUUUUUUAAAUUUUAUAUUAUCAUAAAUUUGUUGUUUGAAAAGUGAAUGGAUUUUAAAAUAUCACUAACUACAUAAUUACUCAUGAAACAGUUUUUGUAAAAUGUUUUUAAAACUGUCAUUUGAUAACUGUAAAUACAUUACAUUGUAGCAUUUAUUGCAUUCAUCAGAGUACUUAUAGAGUUUAAAGUUUCCCUACACAAUUGAUGUGUCACCUGUGUUCAGAGUUUGUUGAAAUAUUUCAUGUCCAUCAAUAAAAGUUAUUGUAAAAUACUCUCUAGCUUUGUAAGUAUAUCAGUUACAUUAAAAUUUCCAGUGUAUAUGUAAAAA